This is a messenger RNA of Moneuplotes crassus, 2092 nucleotides long. The record is from the annotation of a GenBank genome assembly. Lineage: Eukaryota; Ciliophora; Spirotrichea; Euplotida; Euplotidae.
UUAUAAAGUAAAAGCAGUAUUAGAAAAUGCUAACUAAAUUUGAUAACAAGUCUAACAUAUUACAGAAGAAAGAAACUCGGGAGAUACUACCAGAAAAUGAGAGUGGACAUGACUUGUUAGAAGAACUUCCUAAGAAUCAACUAUAUGAGAAGUCCGAUAGCCUAACAAAUGAGUUUGGGUUACCUAAAAGUAUUGAAGAUGAUAAGAGGUACAUUAAGACUUCUCAAGCAUUUCCUUGAGAAUAUUUCAAACACAAAGAAAUUUUACAGAAGUCAGAAAGUCUUGAGAGAAAAGAUAUCCCUACUUUUGGUGAUGCUUUUGGUGAUAAGGCGAGUGACAUAUCAAUGCCUCAGCAAAAUUUUUGAAUGAAUCUUUCUCAGGAUUUUAUGCUAACAAAUUCCAAAGAAAAUGAGAGGAGCAGUUUUAUCCUAAAAUCUGAGAAAGAUACUAUCUCAAUGAAACAAGGAGGUUUCUCUUGCACUAGUGUAUUAAAGUGUAAGGAUACUGCUUCCUGAAAGUCACAUAAUCAAAUUUACAUGAAUAGUUCAUCAAAUUGCUAUGCUAAAUCUGAAAGUGGAGAGUCUCUGCAUCUAUUCAGGAAGAUGACCAAGGACACCUUUUCCCUAAGUGAUGGGACUUCUGAGAAGAGUUAUAACAUGUUUAUUCUUGAUAAGAGAUCAGAGGUCUUACAUCUAGGAAAUCAAGACUUUGAAAGUCAAUUCAAUAAUAGAAACCUUGUUUGAGGAUCUUCAUUUUGUCAAAAUUCAAAGAGACUUCAAGGCUCGAAUAAUCAGCAAGAAAGCUCAGAUAAGGUAGAAAUCGCCUGAGACCUCAGUAACUCUGUUGAGAAUAUCGAUUUUAUAUUUUGAGAUUUAAGUCAAACUCCUUUUAAUUUACCUGAAAUCAAUGAUGUUGAGUUUGACCACGAUAUUUUUGAUAGAAUAAUGGAAAGCUCAGUUAUCAAAAACAAAGAAACUUCAGAACAGAAUGAAUGAAAAAUCAAGCAUCAGAUCCCCAGUAUUUCUGAUAUGGUGUCUUGCAGUAUUUUCAAAAAUAGAUCUGGCUCACAUAAUUCAAAGAAAAUUUUUAUAAAUGUCGGUGACAAAUACGACGGAGAACGAGCAUGGAAGAAGAUCUACCAGCUUUCUUCUCAUCUCCAAAAAUGCAGCAGGGAGGAGCUUAUCUCAUACGUAGCUAGGAUCAAGAAGAACCAGAAUAUGCGAGGUUCUAAAAGAAAUGAUUGCUCAUCUCAGAGAACUCCUGAUUCAUCGCUCUUUGAGUAUAAAGCCCCAAUCUUGAGCUCUAAGAGCUCUAUAGUAUAUCCCUGUAGGCUCCAGCAGAGGAUCUUCAGGAUGUUCUGGAAGUGUUUCAAGCUAGACUUUGAAGAGUUCCUCAAGACUAAAAAUAUCAUCUUUAAUAGAGUUGCCAAGGAUAUGAGCCAGGAUACUUUCAACGACUUCCUAAUUGAGUUCCUGGACUAUUAUUAUCCAAAUAUUUUGGAAAAACUCGAUGAUGAGGUCUUAGAAAAAGUCAUGGAAACCAUGACUCUGUUUAUCCUUAAGGACAGGCAUAGAAAAGACUAUAAAAUUACUGAAGGACUUGACUUUGAAUCAUGGAAUAGUCUAGUGAACAAACCUAAAUCAGAGAAGUUCAUUGAAUUCUUCAGCCUCCCAGAGAACUCCUUUAUUUAUUGAUUCUUCUUCUACAAAGAGUGAAAAUAUCUUGUUGAAGAUCCGAGAAAUUCUGUGUGAAGGAAAAACUCAAAGGACUCAAAGGAGAGUCUUAGUCUUUUUAACCAAAUGCAUGAGCUAUUCAAUGAGUUCCAAAUCUUCAUUCCUUCAGAAGUGAGGCAGGAGAUAGCUGAAUCUACUGCUUUAUACCUUCAGAGGAUAUAAGACUGCUAGGAUUAUCAGCCAGCUGGGAUAGAAGUUCAUACACCAAUUUACCAACUGGUGUAUGAACUUGUAACUUCCCAUCUCAAAGCUAGAAGGUCUAGGUUUACCUUGACCUCUAGUGUAGAGCUGGGGCUAAUUUAUUCGAUCUCAACUCUCUAUCCUUCCAGAUUUGAAAAUUGAGGUCGGCAUAAAAUUCG